Myotis myotis is the source of this 2181-nucleotide messenger RNA. RefSeq names its product tripartite motif containing 44 (gene TRIM44). Gene Ontology annotation, molecular function: zinc ion binding. Lineage: Eukaryota; Metazoa; Chordata; Mammalia; Chiroptera; Vespertilionidae. The record is from RefSeq and is a predicted model, not a curated record.
CGGGGAUGCGGAGCCCCCGCGGGGACCGCAGGAAAGGGCCAUUGCCACUUUAAAUGACUCAGGAAGUGAAAGGAGGCCGCCUGACGGGGACAGGGAAAGUGGAACCGGGGUGGCACGGAGCCCAGAUCUCCGAUCUCGCUGGGGCAGCGAGAGUCCAAGCAGACCGCGCGCGGGGGGCCAUCAGGGGCGCCGGCGCCGCACCGGAAGUGCCCGGGCCCCGAGGAAGCGCAGGGGGCGGGGGGCGGCGGGGCGGGCGGGCAGGCCCUCUGCUCCUCGGCCGGCGGGCUGCCCGGAGCUGGCGGCAGCGGCGCCCCAGUCCCAGCCCCGCUCCCGCAUCCCACGCGGCCGCUUCCCUGGGACCGGUUCGGCUGGGAGGAGGACGUGAGGAGCCCGCGGAGCCCAGCGGCGAUCUGGGGGGCCCCCAGGCCUGGGCCUGUCACCGCAUCCGCAUGGCCUCCGGAGUGGGCGCGGCCCUCGAGGCGCUGCCGCACGACGGCACGUGUGACCAGUGCGAGCCCGACGAGGCGCCGGGGGCCGAGGAAGUGUGCCGGGAAUGCGGCUUCUGCUACUGCCGCCGCCACGCCGAGGGCCACCGCCUCAAGUUCCCCGGGCACCACCUGGGCCCGUACGUGCACGGCGCCGCCCAGGCCUGGGCCCCCCGGGGCCCGGGGGAAGGCGCGGGGCAGGCCGGCGCGCAGGCCCAGGUGGAGGAGGCGGGCGACCUAGAGAGCGAGGCGGGGGAGGAGAGCGAGUCCCGGGAAGACAGUGACUCCGUAGAAGAGAGCGAGACGGAGGAAGAGAGCGAGGGCGACAGUGAGGAAGACAUGGAGGACGAGCAAGAGAGCGAGGCGGAGGAAGACAACCACGAAGAUGGAGAGUCGGAGGCGGACGGGGAAACUGAGGCAGAGAGCGAAUUUGACCCAGAGAUAGAGAUGGAGGCGGAGAGAGUGGCCCAGAGGAGGUGCCCGGACCACGGGCUCGACUUGAGCACCUACUGCCAGGAAGAUACGCAGCUCAUCUGUGUCCUGUGCCCGGUCAUCGGGGCCCACCAGGGCCACCAGCUCUCCACCCUGGACGAAGCCUUCGAAGAGCUCCGAAGCAAAGACUCAGGCGGAUUAAAGGCGGCAAUGAUAGAAUUGGUGGAAAGGUUAAAGUUCAAGAGCUCAGACCCUAAAGUAACUCGGGACCAGAUGAAGGUGUUUAUACAGCAGGAAUUUAAGAAAGUUCAGAAAGUGAUUGCUGAUGAGGAACAGAAGACCCUUCAUCUAGUGGACAUUCAGGAAGCGAUGGCCACAGCUCAUGUGACUGAGAUUCUGGCAGACAUCCAAUCCCACAUGGACAGGUUGAUGACUCAGAUGGCCCAAGCCAAGGAACAACUCGAUACCUCUAACGAAGCAGCUGAGCCAAAGGCAGAGGGUGACGAGGAAGGACUCAGUGGGGCCAGUGACGAAGAGGACACAUGAAGGCUCGCCAUCCCCAGCGGAGAACCAUUCCUUCCCCCUGUGUGUGUGUGACAGCGUGUAUGUAACGGCUUCUGACUCUGUGAAAGCUGCCCGGCAACCAAUGUCCUUCCACCCAUACGUCCCCAGGCCUCAGCAGGCACAUAGCUCUCCGGGGAUGCCCGUUUCAUGCUCGCUGACGGUGUGCUUCUCAUUCUUGUGUCGUGGUGGGUUAAGGAAGAGUCCCCCUUUGAUCAAUCAGGAGCAGUUGGGAAGGGUCCUUCAGGUAGCCCCUCCAUGGCUGCUUUGAACUAAGAAAGCCAGCCCCUGGAAUAUUAGGGACCCAGACAUACCUCCUCACUAGGAAGACUCUGGAGUAACCUUGAAGGGCAGUCAGAAUAUUUUCCCUACCUGCCACCUUAUUCCUAUUGGAGCAUGAAAUAAAUGGGGCAGAGUAGGGCUGGAACCACAUAAAUCAUCUCUAAAAGUCCAGUGCAUUUGUGAAAAGGUGGUUUCUUGAAAUAAGAUGGAUGGUUUAAAGACAGGGUUGGAGAAAGAGUUAAAAUUCAGACAUAUAUAGAGAUAUUUUUAGUACAUGAGGUUAUCCAGGACUUCAGAUUCAUAAUCCAGUGCUGUGGAAAUGAAAAAAAAAAAAAAAAAGAUUGAAGACUUAGAAAGGAAAUAACAUUAAAAAAAAGAGGACCAAAGAGAUCUGAUUAAACGUUGAAAUCAGUUUUCUGAA